Microdochium trichocladiopsis is the source of this 4288-nucleotide messenger RNA. Its product is annotated as RNA dependent RNA polymerase-domain-containing protein. NCBI's taxonomy places the organism in Eukaryota, Fungi, Ascomycota, Sordariomycetes, Xylariales, Microdochiaceae. Bases 491 to 4183 code for a protein of 1230 amino acids. The record is from RefSeq and is a predicted model, not a curated record. The transcript is spliced from 3 exons. Gene Ontology annotation, biological process: siRNA processing. Gene Ontology annotation, molecular function: RNA-directed RNA polymerase activity. Gene Ontology annotation, cellular component: nuclear RNA-directed RNA polymerase complex.
ACGCUGGCUUCAGCGUGCCGAGACCUGGUCUACUGAUGGCUUUGACUUCCACAAUGGUUCCCCGUCGGAAUCUGGCAUGACAUCCUGGACAAAAUAGGCGCCCGCAUCUGCAGCAUGCCCUGUCACCUUUUCAGCUUGCUGCAGUCACCCGUCACAAGUCCUUGAUCUGCAAACGGACCGCCCUGGGAUGCGACAGCGCCUUGCGAGAGAGCCUUGUGCCAACAGACUUGGCUUGCUGCAAUAUUCAGCCUCACCUCUCGCAAUUGCUGUGAAGGUGUCAUGUGCGGCAAUGGUUCUUUCCGACUCGAGCAAGAUUGCCCUGCCCGGCGACCAGAUACUUAGUCUUCAACAGCGCCAUCAAUUCCCUGUGCGCUGAACCCAAACGCGCCUGCCUCCCAAUCGAGACUGCUAGAAUCGCAUCUCCCAAGGGCCAUACUCGAGAUAUCGCCGAGAAUCGCCAGCAACCCUGGUGAUCGUUCACGCAUCAAACAUGAGUGCAAGCUGGUUCGCUCCUGCACGGGCCCGCCGAGGCGACCCCGGUUCCUCGCAAACUCGAUUAGUCGCCUACCCAGAGCUUCCUUUGCGGUACAUGAACCAUGAGCAUGUCAGCAGGCAACCUCCUCCGGGGGGAAGAGGGGUUUUGGUGGCCGAUACCGCAGGCAGACAUGAGCUUGCAGCAUCCCGCGCUGAUGAGGUCUCUGUGAUAUCGACUUCGUUCUCCACCGUAGCCUCACUGGACACCGCAGACGUCAGCAGCAGCGACCCUUACAGCUCGCAAGAACGAGAAGAUGUCCCCGUGUUUGAGCAGGAUGCCAGCUCCGACGGCGAGUGCUUACCACCACACGAUCGCCGACUUGCUUCGCGUCUUGAUUCGUUCAGUUCUUCGACAUCGUCUUCAUACUCCGAUGAUCUGACAGUUGCAGAAUGGACAGAGGUUGGCAUUGAGGCUGAUCACGAAGUCGAGUUUCGUGCUUCGCAACUUGCUGCCUCGCAAAUAUCAUCAUCGCAAACCAGUGCCUAUAAGUUUUUGGCAUCUCAACCUGCACAAUCACAGCACGCAGGAUUGCAGCCUGGCGCAUCCCAGCUUGGAGCGUUCCGAAUCAUGGAUUCUCAAAGAUCUACAUCCCUAGAACCAGGAUCUCAACAAGCUCGAGCACACAUUGUCAAUUCCCAGAUUUCCCACGCAACUCAGCCGGGCUUGAUGUGCCAAAUGGAAGAGGCCAACAGCGAGGCAGACCUUGUUUUCCAGCAACUCUCCACCAUGUGGCCAUCGCUGCCUGAGAGUCUCACGAGUGCGCCUAUUGCUGUCCAGUGGGAAGUAAUGCGUGUCUUGCUACACUGCCAAGUCGACCCGGCUCAUUUCGAUUUGCGCUACCACAAAGACUGGCAGGACCAAAACAAGUUCUGGUCUGCACUGGACGACUGCCCACUACUGAGGCACUGUGCUCUCCCAGACAUGUGCGAACCAGAAGCCUACAAGUACGCCUUGAAUGGCUCUUGGGAGACUGGUGACAUUGCCGUGGCGCUCAUCUGCACAGCACGUUUGGCCGGCCCGGAAUGUGUGCCAUCGUUGUUACUUCACCCCCUGAAGCUCGAACAGAGCUGUCGACUAUUCCGGAAGUAUAGAUCGUCGCGAUUUCUCGAGGUCCGCAUUCCUGCUGUGGCAGGCUGGAAAGAGUUCAAGGUUGGGCAACAACAAAUCGAGACCCUUUUGGCUUCUUGGUUCACACGUAAUCCGCACAAGUUCCUUGGCAGAAGCUGGGCAGCAUUUUUCGUGAGAGAGGGUGCUCACGCGACGCCAGCUAAAGACAUCAGCAUAGUGGAAGAUAGGAAGAAGAACUUCCAGGAGAGAAUCAUGCUUUUCUCUGAACAGCCACGAACUCGAGUUGACGACAUGUUGAAUUGGCUUCUACGUUUUGACGCGAAUAAGGAUGAGCCGUUCUUGAAGCUGUACUCACGGAUAUCCCUUGCUCUCAGCAAAACUGCUCCAGUGCUCGUUCUCGGGCAAGACCAGAUCCAACACAAAAAUGAGGACAUACUUUCGCCGAAGAACAUAGUGAUGAACGAUGGCAUUGGGAGGGUGUCCCCAAGUCUGAUGAGCAAGGUCAAAGAGCAUCUCGGGCUUUCUGAGACACCCUCGGCUUUCCAGGCACGUUUGGGCAGCGCCAAAGGCAUGUGGAUUGUCGAUUUCACUGAUUCUAGUGGUGAGGACUGGAUAGAGACGUAUCCGUCCCAAAGGAAGUGGGAAUGUGACUGGCACGAUGAGGCGCACAGGACCCUCGAGAUCAAAGCCGUAUCAACCGCAUUGACGCCGGCCAGACUGAAUCUCCAAACACUGCAAAUUCUCUCAGACAGAGCUUCGGAUCGGGGUAUGCUCAGAGAAGUCCUUGGCGCGCGUCUGGAAGCCGGCCUGCGAGAAGAGUUCCGAGCGCUCCGAGAAGCCAACAAUCCUCUUCUUCUCAGGCAGUGGGCCAACGAGAAGGCGUCCUACUUCAGAGAGCUCUUCGAUCAUGACAAAUUAGGAGGGCUCCCAAACUCUAUCGAGGACCGCAUUGCUUUCUUGUUGGAUGCGGGUUUCGACCAGAGUCAGAAAUAUCUACAGAAGCUCAUCUACAAGUGUCAAAAGCAGAUGUGCGACAAGCUGAGAAACGACCUGAAGAUCACCAUUGGAAAAUCGACCUACGCCUACAUGACUGUGGAUUUCGCGGGCGUCCUUGGGCCGAACGAGGUUCACAUGUGCUUCUCUACCUUCAACGACGGUGAGAAUGAUAGACAUGACCUGGACGGUCGCGACAUCCUUGUUGGGCGUUGCCCAGCACAUUUACCCAGCGACAUUCAAAAGGUCAAGGCGGUUUUCAAGCCGGAGCUUCGACACUUGCGCGACGUUAUUGUAUUUCCCCAGUCUGGCAAUGCGCCUCUUGCAGACAAGCUGUCGGGUGGAGAUUAUGAUGGCGACCGCGCUUGGGUAUGCUGGGACGAGGAGAUUGUCAACAACUUCCAGAACAGCAAAGUGCCGAAGAAGCCAGACUUCACUCGCUAUUUCAAACAGGAUGCUACCUCAGUGAAAGACAUGCUAUACGACAAAGGCAAACGCCGAAACAGCAACCAUGCUGUCAGGAAGUUCCUCGAAUUCAGUCUGAGGUUGCGUUUCUUGGGAAUAUGCACAAACUACAAAGAGAAGCUCUGCUACAACAUAGGCAACAGUACCAACUACAAAGUUGUCGCAAUGAGUUGGCUCCUUAGCGAAUUGGUUGACCUACCAAAAAGGGGCCUAAUCUUUGGCGAGGCAGACUGGAUACGAUUCCGCGCCGAUAUCGUAGGGCCCAGGUUGGUCCUGAGCGAGCCCGAAUACAAGAAAGAAAAGCUAUCGCCCGGAGCCGUGUGCCGAAACAUCAUCGACUACUUGAAAUUCCCGGUGAGCGACAGGGUCAUAUCAAGCGAGCUCUCAGCGUUAUCCAAUCAGUACGAGACGUCAGGUGCGCUCUUCUACGACAAGCAGCUUUGCGACUUUUGUGACGAGUUUGAAAGGCGACUAUAUGAUCUGGAGCACUCGGGUGUCCUCCCAAAGGGAGUAUGCCUACAAUUCAUCAGCAGGUUGAAAACUGAGAUCAAACUCUGCUCUGAUCGCUGGAAAGUGGAUAUGAACCCAGAUGCACCCAAAGCGCCGCACAGGACCUAUUGGGGCGAUGUCGAACGAAUCUACAAAAAGUGGAACGACAUCAAAGUCGCCGAGAUCGCGGGUAGUUGUCAAGUCGCAGAAGGCCAUGAAGAAGGAGGUCAUACUUCCGUGAUCAAUGGACUGCCCUUGGUGCUUGGUUUUCUCCCGACCAGGGACGAGAUCUCGUCGUGGGAAUUGUUCAAAGCGAGCCUAGCCUUCCGCGAACAUCAUGCGCAAAACUCGACGUUUGUGUGGCAGAUGGCCGGGGAGCAACUUGCGAUUAUCAAGAGCUAUGGAACCCAUGCCGCUGGAGGUUUGCCGGUGUCCGUAAGGCUCGAGACAUACCGCGCGCUGAGACUGAACAAGAGGGCGGUCAAGCAGUUGACCGCAAGUGCCGUGGUCACACGCCCGCGGCGUCACGCAGCAAGGCAAGGCCGGUAUCCGGCUGGUGGAUACAGCGACAGUACUGACGACGAUAGCGGGAGCGAUGGGACAGAGGCCACGCCGCUUUAUGAGCUGGAGUAGGCAACUCACAGCCAAUGGAGUUUUGAGGAACCAGUUCGUUUCCUGAUCUCGAUGAAAAGCUCCUGCAGUAAAGGUCGCGCCUCAUCAAUAAUGCGUAUCUAUUAA